Messenger RNA from Cololabis saira (Pacific saury), 2503 nucleotides. RefSeq names its product secretogranin II a (gene scg2a). The record is from RefSeq and is a predicted model, not a curated record. The coding region runs from base 149 to 2047 and encodes 632 amino acids. Gene Ontology annotation, cellular component: secretory granule. The transcript has 2 exons. Lineage: Eukaryota; Metazoa; Chordata; Actinopteri; Beloniformes; Belonidae.
UGAAACCUCACUCUCUCAGCUGAACCUCACUCUGCUGAAGCCUCACUCCCGGAGCUGUCCUCGGUGCUGAACCUCACUCCCUGGGGGACUUGGAGAUGCUCAGUUCCCCCACCAGCCUCCUCAGAGACUAACUACACAAGACGUCACCAUGCCGUCACUCUCUCAGACCUGCACAACAGCCAAGCCUCUCCUCAUCUGCUCAGCCAGCCUCCUCCUGAUUCUUCUCCUCUCUUCCUCCGGCAUCGACGGGGCCACUCUCAGAGAGCACAGGCUGCGGGGAAGCGAACCCGAAUCCCUGCGAGGAAAUGUCCAUCCAGCACCUAAUACAGAUAUGCUGAAAGCCUUGAAGUACAUCGAGAGUCUCCACCAAAGAUCUAGUGUGGUCCCUCAGCAGCACGAUGCCAGCCACAUGGACGACACCGAGAACCUGCAUGCGAUGCUGAGACUGGCUUCCAACCCCGUUCAGAGCCAAGACCAGGAGGAGCAGGAGGAAGAGGGGAGGGAGGAUAAGAGCGAGGAGCUCCUCCAGGCCGUGCUCAGCACCCUCCAGCAGACGGAGAAAGCCGCCAGGCCGCCUCAGCUUCGCCCGAGUGCCGACGGAACAGGCACGAACCCCGGCACCUACAGGGUGCAGCAGAAGGAGCACAGCAUCAUACCCCACAGGAAGCUGCCCCUGAUGUUUGAGGAUGAGGAAGAAGGUGAAGGAGGGGAGGACUACGACGAGGAGGCACCCUGGCAGGCCGCCCCCUUCAAGCGCACCAAUGAGAAUGUGGAGGAGAAAUACACCCCUCAGAAUCUGGCCACGCUGCAGUCGGUGUUUGAUGAACUGGACAAGAUGACAGGGACGAAGAUCACAACUAAACGCCAAGAUGAGGAGGAUGACAUGGAGGACGACGACAUGGAACAAGAUGAAGAUGUGUUCAAUGAGAGGAACGCAGAUUAUGAUGGCAUGGGUGAGGAUGUUGCAGACUGGGGUCCAGAAGAACAGGAAGAGGAGGAAGAGGAAGAGGAGGAGGAACAGGGAAACAGGCAGGAAACUGAUAGAGGUCUCGAUUAUAUUGAUGACAGUGAUGAUGAAGAGGCUGAUGAAGAAGAGGAUGAGAAUGACGAGGAAGAAGAAAAAGGUUACCCAGUUAAAAGGUCAAGUGAUACGGAUGAUGUAGCCAACUUGGUGGACUAUUACCUCCUGAAAGUACUGGAGAAAACGGAAGAAAGAGAGCAGAAACGAGAGUUAGAGGAGGAAGAGGAGAGAGCAGAGAGGAGGGUGUCUCCGACUCAGUAUGGAGAGAACAUAGAUCCCCGGGUCGUCUAUCAGCUUUUGGCUAUCUCCCAGAAAUACCAGAUCCCACCCGAAGACCUGAUAGACAUGUUGAAAACUGGAGGCAACGGGAAUCAAGACAAGCUGCAACAGAGCAACACAUUCUCCAGAGCAGGAAGCCGGCUCCCGCAGACAUCCCCAAAGAAGGCACACAGGAUUCCCGAAGCUAAAUUCUCCAACACACAACCGCUUUACGGGCGAAAGAGCCCAGAAGAGCUGAGGACGGAAGAGAUCCUGAAAAUCCUGGGGAUGGAAGGCUCGGAGGAUCCGGCUCCCACCAGGAAGCAGAGGCAGCGCCAGAGCUCGCCGUCACGACCUCGCCCUCAGCCUGCUGGGCGGCCGGGGGAAUCCACUCCCACGCAGCAGCGCCUUCCCAGCACCUUCAGAGACGACUAUGACGACACCACGGACCAGGAUGAAUUGGCGACUUAUUUGGCAGCUCAGAUUCUGGCACGGUAUCCCAAAUCUGCAUUUAGCAACAGCAAGGUGAGCCAAACGCAGGGGGAAGCUGGACAGAGCGUGACAGGCUCCUUUGGAAAGGCAGUGGAGGAAUAUCUUGACCUCAUGGACUCUGAUAGACACCCAAAUGAAAACAGACGGUUUGAAAAUGAGGAGAAGGACGGAGAGACACAAACACAGGGCUUUGAGAAUGAGGCUGUGAUGAAACUGCUGAGCUACCUGAACCCAGAAAUGGAAGAGAGCGGAGCCAAAACUACCAAAAGAGUAUAAAUGAGAUACGUGUGUGUGAGUGUGUGCGUGUGUGUGUAUAUGUAUAUAUAUGUAUAUGUAUAUAUAUGUAUAUGUAUAUAUAUGUAUAUGUUUAUAUACAUAUACAUAUAUAUGUGUAUAUAUGUGUGUAUGUGUGUAUAUAUAUAGUUUUGGCAGAGGGAAAUAAAGUGCAUAUAAAGAAAAUAAAGUAUUUUACUGAAUAAAACAUGCUGUCAACUUUAGUUACUAGGUUUACAAAAACUUCUAUUUAUUAGCAGAAAUGUGUACUCAGACAUUACUCAGACAACACGUUAAGGUACAUGUGUCUCACCAGCCUUUCAUUUCAGUAAAAACACAGAAAUAGACACAAAAUCAAAUCCAGUGUUGGAUCCCUUCAAUUCACUUGUGUUUUUUGGUAAUUAUUUCAUAAAUGUGGUACUGUGUGAUAAUCCUGAGUUUAAUAAAGCAUUGACUUUA